GACAAAUGCUUCCACAUAGACCAGUCGGGUUUUAUACCUGGUAGGUAUAUCUUGGACAAUGUAAUGACCCUCAACGAGGCAUCCAAGAAAGUGAUGGAGAAGAAAAUCAGCACAGCAAUUCUAUUCUUCGACUUUGAAAAGGCUUACGAUCAGGUGAAUUGGGAGUUUCUCGAUGCAAGUAUGGAAAGAAUGGGGGUAAGUUCCAACCUCAGGAAAUGGGUGCGAGUCCUAUAUAAUAACGCCUCUGGUUGCGUCCAGAUCAAGGGGCUGCGAAGGCUACCCAAUCUCCAGGUCGGUAAGACAAGAGAGGCAAAGGAGCAGAAAGCGCAAGUUGAAGAUAUCAUUCAUAGCUAUAAGCUGCGAGUCAUGGAGUUGGAGGACGAACUUAAGAAAGUGCAUAUGUCCCAAAAACGGUUAUCAGAUUCAGGCGAUCCAGUGCAACGGGGCAAUCCCAUCACUUUGUCCUUAUCCGCACCAAAGAUUAAAGGCCGCCGAUCCUUGUCCGCAUCAGCAACAGCCAUGGAAAAUGUCAUCAUGCCAGAACGGCUGAUUAAUGACAUGGGAGGAAGCCACUCUGGGAGCUCAUCACUGCCAAUCCCCUCCCCGAUACCGUCGCCUGCCGUCUCAACACCCGGACACUCAGGCGACCGGGAUCAGGAGCAAGCUGAAGCAAUGGGAGGGCAUCAUCAUGGCUUGGUGAAUUCAGAAGACAGACCGAUCCUAGAAAUGGAGAAUGAGCAGCUGAAAUUAAGUAUUCAAAGGCUCACUCAGGAAAAUUCGCGAAUGCAAGCCAUCGUAGCCCAAAUGCGCAUUGAGAUGGAAAUGAUGCAGGGUGCCGUCAACACCACCCCACACGCAGCAGUGGAUGCCAGACCGUUGGAUCUGCAGGAGGGUCGUCGUGAUCAUGAUCUUCACCACGACAAGGUUCAGAGUAUCUAUACCGCUUCACAUAGAAAGGAGAAUAAUGUGCAAGACGCGAAGGACAUGAGCUUGCUGGUUGGUCCACUCCAAAGCCAACUCCAGGCAGCAGCAAGAGAGAUUCGACGGCUGAUCGAAGAGAGAGAUUGCCUGAUGGAGCUCAGCAACUCCCUCAGAGCAGACCUUCAUAGAUUUGCUUCCCUAUCAGGAGCUCAGAGCUGCAGUUUCAUGACGGUUUCCCAAAGAGGAAAGGAUGGAAAAAGAAGUAGGGAGAGUCACAGAAAUGGAGAGGUCACUCAGGAAGCACUUGUUGGUUCAACUGAGAAGUUGGACUCUCAACCAGACACAGGUAACAAUGGAGGAUUAGGUUCAGCCAAGGCGGAAGCGAGAGAGAUGGAACCGAAAGGCGCUUGUGGUACGAACAGCGGUUCCUCAAGAGGCACAAAGGAACAACUAAAAGGUCCCAGCUGCUCGGCAAUGCCGGAUGGAAAAAACGUGCAAGAGGUGGGGGAUUGCAAAGAACGAUCGAGCAUACUCUUUGACGGUGUCUGCUCAGACGGAAAGGAAAGUGCAAGUCAACGAAACUCUCACUUGCAGCCCGCUGGAGAGGAUAGAGGAGCAUCAGAAUUACAUCUGGCCGGAACGCUUGCUCCCCAAGCUGUGAGGGAGGUGCGCAUAUCUGAUCCAAUACAUAAGGGUACAGCUAGCCAGAGGGCCCGCCUUCAGGCUGUGCAGCGACGCAACGCGAUCGCAGCUUUGUCAUUACUUCAAGCAGCAAAAGUCCGUAAUUACAAUAUCAAAGACGACGCGACAGCGGAGGGCAGUUGCGCGCCUGCCAAGCAGGAUCCCACCGACUCAGAGAAAAAGAAAUACGUCUUGCACGCCCUGUUGAUGAUGACAAACCAUUACCGUGAUGUUUAUGUCAAAUCACGCCCUGUUGAUGAUGAUGGUGACGAGCAGCACCCUAAUGAUGAUGACGCCGAUGCUGGUGCUGGUGGUGAUCAGCGAGAGUGCCACAGAUGACAGAGAUGUAUACAAAACUGAAAUCAACGCACUCGAUAUCG
Chara braunii is the source of this 1982-nucleotide messenger RNA. The record is from the annotation of a GenBank genome assembly. NCBI's taxonomy places the organism in Eukaryota, Viridiplantae, Streptophyta, Charophyceae, Charales, Characeae.